Molecule: messenger RNA, 1218 nt
Organism: Aspergillus puulaauensis
Lineage: Eukaryota; Fungi; Ascomycota; Eurotiomycetes; Eurotiales; Aspergillaceae
Product: serine hydrolase domain-containing protein
Exons: 2
Coding region: 1-1218 (405 amino acids)
Source: RefSeq, a predicted model, not a curated record
AUGGCGUUGUACAACAGUGACUGUCGAAAUCCCCUAGAGGACCUCGAAAAGGCGUUCGAUACGUCCUUGGAGGAUGGGACUUGGCCUGGCGUGGUGGUUGCAGCAACAAACAAAAGUGGAAGUUUCCACUACGCCAAAGCCUUCGGAAACGACGAUGGUACGUCUGAUGGGAGGCCGCUCGCCAUGAGCUCCAUCAUGGCGCUUGCAUCCAUGAGCAAGCUCUUGACCUCGAUUGCUGCGCUUCAGCUAGUCGAGAAACGGAUUGUGGAUCUAGAGACGGAUGUGUCUUCCUUGCUACCAAAAUUGGCCUCCCAAGGCGUAUUGUGUGACUGGGAUGCGGCAGGGCAACCGUGUAUUCAACCGCGCAAGAAUCCAAUCACCCUCCGAAGCCUCCUCACACACAGUAGUGGAGCAGGAUAUGAUAUGAGCAAUCCCAACCUUGCCCGCUUUACGGCUUACAAAGGGCGGAAUGUCAAUUCUGGUACUACUGUUGACGAGCGAUUUGGCUACCCACUGACCUUUGAGCCGGACACUGCAUGGGAGUAUGGGACAGGGAUUGACUGGGUUGGACAGCUAGUUGAGCGUUUGACAGGGCAAACCCUAGAAGCCUACAUGCAGAGACAUAUUUGGGAGCCCCUUGGUAUUGAGAAGAUGAGUUUCUGGCCUGCAAGACUUAGCGGAGGAGACAGAAAGGUCAGGAUUUCAGUUCGAGAUGAGGCCUCAGGACGGUUCACGGCGCUUAAGCAGCUCUUUCUGACUGAAGGGGUUACGGACUGCUUUGGAGGACAAGGCAUACACGCCUCAAUGGAGGAGUUUCUAAAAGUCAUUCAUUCUAUCCUAUCUGAUGAUGGGAAACUUCUCACGAGCGAGUCGAUUGCCAUGAUGUUUCAGUCCCAACUCUUGCCGGCUAGCCGAGAUUCUCUCCAAAGACAUAUCAAAGAGUGCGACCCCCAGUCCUCGUUCAUUGGUAUAUUUGACAACAACCGCUUGUAUGACUGGGGAUUGGGUGGCAUGCUAGCAAUGGAAAAUGAACCAUUUGGACCGCAAGCAAAGACGCUGUUUUGGAGUGGAAAACCGAAUUUGUUCUGGUUUAUUGAUAGAGAGUCCGAUAUUUGUGGCGUCUUGGGGACCCAGUUUCUCCCGCCUGGUGAUAGGAAGGUGGCAAGGAUGAUUGAGGUCUUCCAAACCAAGAUUUACGAAGCAAGAUGCAACUUUUAG